CAGUCGGGAGCGGGCAAGAUGGCGGCGUUGGACGGCGAGCAGGUGGCUAAGGCUGUGAAGGCGCUGCAGGCAUAUGUGAAGCAAAGCAGAAAUGAUGCAGAGCUAUUCAUGAAUGAAAAUGAGAACAUAAUGCUGAAUGUUACAGUAUGGAAGAUUCCAAAUCAGGACCAAACAGUCAAAAUAAAUCUGCCUCAUGGAAUUCGAUCAGAUUCGGCCGAAGUUUGUCUCUUCACCAAAGAUGAACCAAACAUGACUGCAGAUCAAACAAAGAGAUUCUAUAUAAAGCUUCUCAGCAAGCAUGGCAUUAAGAAUAUAACACAGGUCAUUCCAUAUAAAACGCUGAAGGCUGAAUAUAAGCCAUAUGAAGCAAAACGUCGUUUGUUGAGCAGUUUCAAUCUGUUCUUGGCUGAUGACCGAAUAAGGCGACUUUUACCCUCCCAUUUAGGCAAACAUUUUUACACUUCCAAAAAAGCACCUCUGUCGGUAAAGCUAACUUCAAGGAAUCUUGCAAAAGAUCUAAACAAAUUAAUCCAGGGUACAAUCCUUUCCGUGAACAAGAAAGGCAGCUGUUAUGCCACCGUUGUAGCUCAUACUGGAAUGAAGCCACAGGAAGCCGUGGAAAAUGUUACUGCAGCUGUUCGUGUUAUUGCACAAAAGUUGCCCAUGCAAUGGAAAAAUGUGAAAGUUCUUCACUUGAAAACACCAGCUUCUAUUGCUCUUCCCAUUUAUGCAUCUGGGAUGCAGAACCUUCAGGAUCUACAGGAAAGUCUUCCAGAGUCUCUCAAAAAACAGCACAAAGCAAAGAAGCAGAGGAAGACAAAAGUUGUGAAAUCAAAAAUUCCAUCUACUGCUGUUAGACGUGUUCUUGUUAAGACAGUGGAGAAGAAGUCAAAAAAAUCAAAGCCUUCUAUUGUCAAGAAACUCUCCACAGAGGAAGAAAUACCGCAGCUAGUUCCCAUUGAAGAGCAACCGGUCACAAAGAAGGCAAAAUUGCAAAAAUUAAAUGGAGAAAACCAUACCACCCCGAAGCGAGUUAAUGGAAGUGAGAAGCCAGUUGGUAAGAAACAACAGAAAUUAAAAAACAAAAAAAGGCAGAAAACAGCUAAACAGAACACAGGAAACCAAGGACUACAAACUCCAAGUUCAUGACGGAAAUGCCUUCAGACAUAAAACCAUGAAAUGAAAAUCAAUAAUCCCUUAUAUGAGAGUACUGCACUGAAGGAAACUCUUUUUAAAAAAAAAACUCCACUGAAGUCAGUAGGAGAGAAAUUUGUGAAGUCAACAACAAAAGCUCCUAAACAAAAACAAAAGAUUCUCUGGUCUGCUUGAGCCUUGGUGGCAGAAGCCAAGUGAGAUUGAGUGCAUUUUUCAUACAGUGUAUGAUUUAAAAACAAUUAGAAAGACAUAAACCUUCUGCAGCCUUUACAAAGUUCACCUUUGAGUAUGGUGUAGAUCCUUUCUUCAAAAACUGGUAGUAAAUUCUUUGCUAUUCCAAGUGGUCUGUCAAAUACACGUCGUGUUGAUUCGUUUUGUUUAAAUAUACAUGACAUUGUUUAAUAAUCUAAAUGAGACCUGUUUGUUGAUCACUGUGGUAACAAUCUGAAGAAAGUCUCAUCUGCAGCAGAAUGGAAAUUGUCACCAGUGCAUCAAUCAUGAGAACUGAGGAAUAAGAUGCCAAGUUUAACAGCUUUAUGAGCAUAAAUAGGAACAGGAAUAACUAACUGUAACUAAACGUAAAGUAAAAAUAAAAAGGUUGCUGAGACCUUAAUUUCUUUGUAAACUAUGUCACCAGUGAUCUCUAACGUCAUAGUUAGGUAUUUGCCUUAUUGUUUCGUAUUCUCCCUCCGUUAUCCACCAGUUUCCAGCUAAAUUGCUGGGAAUUGACUUGUGAUCAUACAGCUGAUGAUAACUGUUCGCAAAAGAAAAAUAUUGCAGAUACUGGAAAUGUGAAAUUAAAAAACGAAAUGCUCAAAAUAAUCAGAUCAGGCAGCAUCCGUAAAUUGCAGUUAAUGAGAGUCAUCAUGACCUGAAUCAUUAAUUGUUCCUCUUUCCAGAUUGUAUUUUACCUGAUUUCUGUAUUGGCUUGAUUUGUCCUCUAUUUUAUUUCUUUUCCCUUAUUCCCCUGUUAAAGUGUUGCACAUCAGCUUUGGGAGGCUUACUAAUGGCUAAACAAUGGCGGGUGCUCAGGAGUGUGAACCUAUGCCCAUUACAGGGAAUGCAUUCAAAAUGGAUGUAAAGACAAUUAUACACUGGUGGGAAACUAACUAUAGGGUAAGAUUGUCAAGGGUUCUCCCCUUGUAAUUUUUGCAUCUGUUGUUCCCCAUUAACUUUCAAUUACAACACCCAAGCAGAAACAUUUAUUUUUAUGCAUGUGUCGGAAGCAAAUAAGACAAGGCAGACUGCUAAAUUUUAAUAAUCUGUUAGUGUCUCGAGGGAAAUCCAUUGCAGGGUUUAUAUAAAGUUUCCAGUGCAUCUGAAUUUGUUCCAGUGCUAUUAAUUGUGUGUCCAUAUAUGUGCUGAACUUGGCUAAUCCUCAUUUUUGCUUUACCCUGUAUAAACAUUUCUCAUGAGAACUGUCAUUUGAAAUGUAAGCUGUAGUCAACUCUUUGUUUAUUAAUAGUAUAUCAGGCAUCCAG
This is a messenger RNA of Hemiscyllium ocellatum (epaulette shark), 2636 nucleotides long. RefSeq names its product ribosomal L1 domain containing 1 (gene rsl1d1). NCBI's taxonomy places the organism in Eukaryota, Metazoa, Chordata, Chondrichthyes, Orectolobiformes, Hemiscylliidae. The record is from RefSeq and is a predicted model, not a curated record. The transcript has 9 exons. Bases 19 to 1149 code for a protein of 376 amino acids.